AUGAUCAUUUCCAACGUGAGCCUGAGCUGUGCGCACUGUCCCGGGGGAGCAGCCGGCGGCACCGCGGCGACAGACGCGUACGAGGAGGUUUCCGGUUCUCUCCCGCCUCCGUCCCUGAGCCCGACGGGGCACCUGGUGGUGGCGGUGUGCCUCGGCUUCAUCGGUGCCGUCGGGUUCCUCAGUAACUUCCUGGUGAUCACGCUGUUCUGCCGGUACCGGGCUCUGCGCACGCCCAUGAACCUCUUGCUGGUGAGCAUCUCGGUGAGCGACCUGCUGGUCAGCGUGCUGGGCACCCCGUUCAGCUUCGCAGCCAGCACCCAGGGGCGCUGGUUGAUCGGACGCGCUGGGUGCGUUUGGUAUGGCUUCAUUAACGCGUGUUUGGGUAUCGUCUCCCUGAUCUCUCUGGCCGUUCUGUCCUACGAGCGUUACUGCACCAUGAUGACUCCCACCAUGGCCAACGGUAGAGAUUACCGCUCGGCGCUGGGAGGCAUCUGCUUCUCCUGGCUCUACUCUGUGGCCUGGACUGUGCCUCCACUGCUGGGCUGGAGCAGAUACGGGCCCGAGGGUCCCGGCACCACCUGCUCAGUCGACUGGAAGACCCAGACGAGAAACAAUGUCUCCUACAUCGUCUGCCUGUUCACCUUCUGCCUGGCCCUGCCAUUCGGCGUCAUCCUCUACUCCUACGGCAAGCUGCUGCACGCCAUCAGACAGGUCCGCAGCGUGAGUUCGGUGGUGAGCCGCCGCCGAGAGCAGCGGGUGCUGGUGAUGGUGGUCACCAUGGUGGUGUGCUACCUGGUCUGCUGGCUGCCCUACGGAGUGGCCGCUCUGCUCGCCACCUUCGGCCCUCAUGACUUUUUGACCCCGGAGGCGAGCAUCACGCCGUCGCUGCUGGCCAAGUUCUCCACCGUCAUCAACCCUUUUAUCUAUAUAUUCAUGAACAAGCAGUUUUACAGGUGUUUCAUGGCGUUCUUCAGCUGCUCCACCCCCGAGCAAGGCUCCACCCUAAAGACAUUUUCUCGGGUGACCAAGACCCUCCGCACCAACCGCCAGGACAAGGAGCCCCAGGUGUCGGCCCCCGCCCCGUCCUCGGCCAUGCCCACGCCCAACUCCGUCCACGAGUCGUCGCAGGGAGCCAACCACGUGGACGCGUCGCCGACGAACCGAGACCGCGGCGCCCCCCAGACUCCCGCUGCUGCUGCCGCCAGCCUCAAACCCAAACUGAUUCUCGUGGCUCACUACAGGGAAUAA
Messenger RNA from Stegastes partitus (bicolor damselfish), 1248 nucleotides. It is a transcript of the gene tmtopsb, whose product is annotated as teleost multiple tissue opsin b. Gene Ontology annotation, molecular function: G protein-coupled receptor activity. The coding region runs from base 1 to 1248 and encodes 415 amino acids. Gene Ontology annotation, biological process: visual perception; G protein-coupled receptor signaling pathway. The transcript is spliced from 4 exons. NCBI's taxonomy places the organism in Eukaryota, Metazoa, Chordata, Actinopteri, Pomacentridae. Gene Ontology annotation, cellular component: membrane. The record is from RefSeq and is a predicted model, not a curated record.